UUUUUUUAGCAGGGGAUGGGGGUAUGUUUAUACGUAUUAGAGUUUAUGUUCGUAUCUUUAACUCAUUCAGGUUCACUUGCUCUUUUGUGUUGGUAACAGCUUUUUCAAGAACAGUAACCAGGGGAAUAUUGAAAUGAAAGUACCUGAAAAGCUUCACAAAUACGUUUGUUUAUUUUUGCCUUCUACUUUCAGGCUAACAGCUCGUGAACCCAUAUUGACCUUAAGCCCAAAUUUUGAAGAAAGAAUGCGAGAAGUUCGACAACGUCGGAAACCUACCCCUGCAGAUCUAUGCAACAUGCUGGGUCUUCACCGGAAGCAGAAACAUCUUUGCCGGAGAGGACAAGGUGUUGCAGAGACGCUGGUUAGGGCGACACGGUUGUCUGCCCUUGAAUGUCAACAUCAGUUCCAGCACGAGCGAUGGAACUGUACGCUUGGGAAAUAUAGGAUGCAUAUACUAGAAAGAGGAAUCAAGGAAACAUCUUUCCUUUACGCCGUCUCCUCCGCUGGUCUCGUCCACGAGUUUGCACGUGCGUGCGCGCAAGGCAUCCUGGACCGGUGCACGUGUGACGAGUCCAAGCACCUGGAAAAUACCAAGACCUGGCUGUGGGGAGGCUGUGGCGACAACAUCAAGUUUGGCCUCAAGUUUACCAGAAAGUUCCUUAGGAGAGCGCGCAGGGCGGACAAAGACAUCAGAGCCAAAGUUGAUGUGCACAACAGUGGUGCUGGUAUCAAGAUAGUGAAAGACCUUGUGAACACCACCUGUAAAUGCCACGGAGUGUCGGGCUCGUGCACAGUACGCACGUGCUGGUUGCAGCUUUCUCCCUUCAAGACGGUGGGCAACGUCCUGAAAUCCAAAUACGAAAAGUCAGCGAAAGUGCUGUCCUUUCCGAAUCAAGCGGCUGGCAAGAGGCAGUUGAUGAAAAGACUCAGCAAACUUAGUGUGGCUCAUAGAACUUCAUAUAAUCCACUGCUUUCGUAUUCUUCUGCGACGUCUUUGGAUAUGACGUCCUCAUCGCCCAUGUCAGCGGUUGGAUUAUCUCGCUCGUGGGCGCAGAAUUCAUUCGAAGAGGUAACAGGUAUCGUUCCUCUCCGCCGCACGGAUCUGACUUAUAUCGAGGACUCUCCAAGUUUUUGCCGCGGGAGUCGAUACUCACCCGGUACUUUCGGUCGCUCGUGCAUCAAGGGUGAUAACUGUGACUCCAUAUGCUGUGGCCGGGGAUACAAUGUACAGCGCAGGCGCGUGCGGCGAGCUUGCAAGUGUGAGGUUAUUUGGUGCUGUAAGGUCAAGUGCAAGCAAUGUAUUUCUGACGAAGAGGUUUACCUGUGUAAAUAACGUAGGUCGUCGUAAAUAUACCCAGCCCAGAGACGUAUUAUAUUAUCCUAGACUCUGACGUCCAGGGAAAAGGGAGCGGAGGCAGACCGAAGAGGAGUUAGGGGGGAUAGCAUCAAGGAAUGGACAGGGCUGGAACUCAAAGACACGCUCUGAAAAGCCGAAAACCGGAAGGAUUGGAGGAAGCUGGUGGCCAAAUCUUCAACAGCGCCCCGGCGGACAUCCAUUCUCCGGGAAAGAUGAAGGUGAAGAUGAAGAUUCUGACGUAUUUCCCGUCCACAUUAGAGCUCACCAUUUGACUCAAUUUGGAGCUAAAUGAACGCCACAAGGAAGGGGGGGGUUGAAACGCUCACUCAACUAUAGCGAGAGUGGUGUUUUGCUCUUCAUCUAGGCGCCCGUGGUGUGCGAGCUUCGCUGUAAAGAUCACGUAGAGAGUACAGAGAGUGCAGCUAUGACAGUGUGCUGUCUAGGAUAUUAUAAUUCACGUCAACGGUCCAGCCAAACAUGUGUGUGCUAUGUGCAAAAACACCUUGUUAAAUUAACAAGAAUACCAGGGUGUUAACACUGUGUUCAGAUUCUUCGUGCGAGGUAAUAUACAAGAUGACCAGAGGAGAAUAUGCGGCCAAGAAAAGCAAGGUUCUAACUCCGAAUUAUCUUUAAUGUUUGGAGCAGGAGUUUCUGGUGCCUCCCCCUGUACUCCAUCUACAUUAUAUGUAAAACUUAGGACUCUUAUUCCUUUCUUUUCUCAAAGAAGCUGGUUAGUUUAUUCCCUUUCUUAAUUUUCUUAAAUAAAACCAUGUUAAUUUUGUUUAUCAUGUUUUAGAGCAUUAAAAACUGAGCUCAAACAUCUCAAAAGUGAGUGUGAACGAGAUAGAACCUUGUUAUUAUUCUAACGUCGCCAAAGGUGUCAUGUACCCUGAUACAAUGACGGUAAAUUCACUGUGUCAUCACUAUAUCAGUACUUAAAUACUUACAUUAUAACCACUUCUUGAGGAUCGGCUUCUGUGGUGCAAAGAGGCGAGGCGUUUGGCCUUGCAUAGAAAAGACGCGGGUUCUUAUCCCUCG
Messenger RNA from Aplysia californica (California sea hare), 2395 nucleotides. Its product is annotated as protein Wnt-9a. Gene Ontology annotation, cellular component: extracellular region. The coding region runs from base 134 to 1333 and encodes 399 amino acids. Gene Ontology annotation, biological process: canonical Wnt signaling pathway; multicellular organism development; neuron differentiation. Gene Ontology annotation, molecular function: cytokine activity; frizzled binding. The record is from RefSeq and is a predicted model, not a curated record. NCBI's taxonomy places the organism in Eukaryota, Metazoa, Mollusca, Gastropoda, Aplysiida, Aplysiidae. The transcript is spliced from 3 exons.